This is a messenger RNA of Limanda limanda (common dab), 2251 nucleotides long. RefSeq lists its product as uncharacterized. The transcript has 5 exons. Bases 318 to 1595 code for a protein of 425 amino acids. The record is from RefSeq and is a predicted model, not a curated record. Gene Ontology annotation, biological process: regulation of transcription by RNA polymerase II. Lineage: Eukaryota; Metazoa; Chordata; Actinopteri; Pleuronectiformes; Pleuronectidae. Gene Ontology annotation, molecular function: DNA-binding transcription factor activity; RNA polymerase II cis-regulatory region sequence-specific DNA binding.
UGAAGCGGAACGAGGAACACGGUGUUUUUAAAAAGCUCACAGACUUUUAGACGUUUGUUUUAUUCACGUUGCAGAAGAUGUUAGAAUGUUAUUGAUGUAUACCGGCCAGGCGGGGACAGACACCGCCCGUGCGAAGCGUACGGGUGAAUAAUCCGUCAUCCCUCGGUACCAUCCGCGGAAAACAACAUCCGCCUCCUGACGCUUCUGUGACCGGAACCCGUCCACGUUCUCCUCCUGCAGGAGUCACACGUUGAGCUAGUAUCUGAAGGAGCAGGAGGAGAAGGAGGUGAAGCAGGAGGAGGUGAAGCCGGGAGAAGAUGGAGAGCUGCGGCUUCCAGAACCAGCUCCUCUCCGUCAUGGAGGUGCUGGCCAAGGCGGCGGUGGAGGAGAUCAACCGGCGGGUGGAGGACAGCUGCGCGGUGCUGCGGGUGGAGGUGAACCGGAGCAGGAGGGACAUCGAGCUGCUGAAGAACAAGUGUGAGCUGAUGGAGGCCGAGCUGAGGAGGAGCAGGCUGAGGAGCAGGAGCAGGCUGAGGAGCAGGAGGAGAGCAGGGGACCGGUGUUCUCCUGUGGUCAAAGUGAUUCUCAGGAAACAAACUCAGAUCAGAGACUGGGACACACAGAGGGAAGCUGAGGCCGCACAGCAGACACAGCAGGGCGUCGACCUGGAGACGCCUGACGAAGACGUGCAGAUCAAAGAAGAGUGUGAAGAGGAGGACGAGUGGAGGAACGACACGGACACACAACUGAUGUCUCCAGCAGAACCGUCCCCGUGUUUCAAGUCCUCGCCGCCUCAGCCGGGCGACGCCUUUGUGGAUCACUACCUCUCAGCCGACGACCCGGCAGAACCAGAACCAGAACCAGGAUCUGAACCAGAACCAGGAUCUGAACCAGAACCGGACGGGUGUGACACUUUUCCACCGGAGCAGCAGCAGCUGAGCGACUCAGAACUCGUGGUGAAACACGAGCUGGAGGAGGAGCCGGACGAGAACACGGCGCCGCUGGAAUCCUACAAUGCGUCCGUGGCGUUGGACGAUCCCGACCAGCUGUGGUCGUCCGGUCUGUGCCGGGACGCAGCCGAACCCGGCUUCUCCUGCACGCCGACGGGGCGGCUGGUUCGAGUGAAAAAACUUAAGUCCAGGACGUUUCGAUUUCGACGACCACAAGCAGAGGACGGACUCAACGCUCAGAUGAACUCCUCGGGUCACAGCUCCAUCGCUCACCAGCACCAGCGCCGAGACGAGGAUCCAAACCCGGGCGCCGCCUCCUCCUCCUCCUCCUCCUCCCGCGGCAGCUUCGGCCUGGCGAGGAGGAUGCGGACGCCCUGGAGGACCGGCGUGGGCGAGAAGAGGUUCAGCUGCACCUUCUGCGACAAGAGCUUCAUGAGGUUCAGUCAGCUGAAGGAACAUCUGAGGAGCCACACGGGCGAGAAGCCCUUCAGCUGCGAGCAGUGCGGCCGCAGCUUCACCAAGCAGUGCAACCUCAUCCGCCACGCCGUGGUGCACAGCGGCGAGAAGCCGUACGGGUGCGCCCUCUGCGGGAAGUGCUUCACCCAGCGCUCCAGCCUCAAGUCCCACCAGAAGACGGCGCACUGAGCCCAAGCGGGUCUUUUUAUACACGUCCGAUUCCCCGUGUUCGGUCACUUAAAGGGGACAUGUUAUUAAAAGCUGACUCAUUAGCUUUUAAAGGAACAGGGACUCAAAACAGGUCAAUCUGAGGAGGUGCUGUUCUAGACCGGGUCAAAGAGUUCUGUUUCAAAUGAUCCUUGUGGUAUUUGGACCAAAAUAUGUUACAGACAUUUCAUUAAGACCCCAAGGAACCAUAUCAACUUCUGAUAAAAUGGGCAUAAUAUGUCCCCUUUAAAGAAAUGUUGUAGUUUUUUCAAGCACAUGAUGAUAAAACUGGUUUAAUUGUAUUUGUCAUUUCUAUUGUUGUUGUUCUCACUGCGUUUGUUUAAUAUUACAACAUUUGAUUUAUUGUUGACUGGUCUCGUGUUGUAGCUCCGUGAUUUAGUCCUUUCAUAUUUCUCACAGAUCAAAUGUUUUUCUUUCGUCUGACAAAACCCAAAGAUAUUAAUUUAUGAAUCUAUUCAUGACAGAGAAGAGCAUCAAAUCCUCACACAUGAGAAGAUGAAACAGCAAAUAUUUGACAAAUGUGUUUAAUUGAUAAAUGGACUAAUCCUCACAGCUCUAAUUUAGAUUAAAGGUUCAAACUGUGUCAUGUUUCCAGUCGUGUGUGAGAGUGAAAAUCU